AUGGCCGGUGUACAAGAUCAGUUAGAGAUCAAAUUUCGAUUGACAGAUGGAUCAGAUAUUGGUCCCAAAAGCUUUCCUACUGCAGCAAGUGUUGCAACUUUGAAGGAAACUGUUCUUGCUCAAUGGCCUAAAGAGAAAGAGAAUGGUCCACGGACGGUGAAAGAUGUGAAGUUGAUAAGUGCAGGAAGGAUAUUGGAGAACUCACGAACCAUAGGAGAAUGUCGCAGUCCUCUAUGUGAUGUUCCUGGUGGGGUCACAACCAUGCACGUAGUUGUUCAACCCCCAUCAACAGAGAAAGAUAAAAAAGCAGCACACCUACCGAAACAAAACAAGUGUGUUUGCGUCAUUUUAUAA
Molecule: messenger RNA, 354 nt
Organism: Linum trigynum
Lineage: Eukaryota; Viridiplantae; Streptophyta; Magnoliopsida; Malpighiales; Linaceae
Source: the annotation of a GenBank genome assembly